Messenger RNA from Acipenser ruthenus (sterlet), 1237 nucleotides. Its product is annotated as leucine-rich repeat-containing protein 72-like. The record is from RefSeq and is a predicted model, not a curated record. The coding region runs from base 172 to 477 and encodes 101 amino acids. The transcript is spliced from 3 exons. NCBI's taxonomy places the organism in Eukaryota, Metazoa, Chordata, Actinopteri, Acipenseriformes, Acipenseridae.
UCUAUAACUAUGGGAAGUGACAGGCUCUGAAUACAGCUUCAGGUCAAUGCAACAGUUUUUAUUCUUUAGUGGCAAUAUCAACGGAGCCCAGCUCUACUGGGAGAGCUGGAGAAACUCACCACCUUGAUUCUGGACUGCAACAACUACACGUCACAUGUGAAGUUCCCAUUCAUGCCCAGUGUCACAACGGUGUGGAUAAACAAAAACAAAAUAAAAAACCUGCCCACAUUUGUCGAAGAAGUAAGAAGGAAGUUCCCUAACAUCAGAAUUCUCAGUAUGAUGAACAACGAAGCUGCACCAAGUUAUUUUAAUGGAGGGAGUCUGUGUCAGUAUCUGGAUUACAGACAGUAUGUUAUCAGCCAGAUCCCAGGUUUGGAGGUGCUGGAUGACAAAGAAGUUUUGGAAGAGGAGCGCAUUGAAGCUCAAAACGUGUAUAAGCUCCAGAGAUCAAGUGUGUUCAAGAAGAAAAAGACAUAAGAAAAUAACCCCAGCUCAGGCUGAUCUUCGCAAUCUUCAUACUUCAUACUUCAUACGUCAUACUGCCCUACAGUCUGCAGCAGCCAUGCAGAAGUAUACAUACUGGGUACACCAGUAUGUAUAAAUAAUAAUGGCACCUUGUUUGUUAUGUGCAUCCCCCUUGCUGUAAUGUGCUCUAAAAAAUAUAUUCGAGACCUAUCCUAGCAGAGUAUUAAUUGAUCAAAUCAACCCCUUACAGCUUAAACUUUUAACAGUGCUUGUAUGCUUUUAAAAAAAGGUUAUUUUGCAUAAUCUAUUUAUUCAUUCUUUUCUUUUCCCUGUUUUCCUUAUUUUAAAAUUCCUUCUACCAAAAGUUUGGCUUUAGAUAUCACGUUAAACCAAGCAUCGACUGUGGCCUUAAUUUAAAAAAUAUAUAUUUAUCAGUUAACUGAUUUUCAAUUUGGAACUAAGUGAUCUUUCCUAGACCUGCAGGUCUGCAGUAUUGAAAGAGUGAGUUAAAGGCUGUUUUUAAAAGAGCGUUUCUAAAGAAAUCAUGAAAAUCACUCUUUAUUGUAUUCUGUUAAAAUAUCUCUCUUUUACAGACAGCAACCCUGCUCUUUCCUCCAAACACUCUGCAGCCACAAAAAAACCACACCCGAAAAAGAAUCACCCCAGAAAAAGGAACCACACCCGAAAAAGAAUCACCCCAGAAAAAGGAACCACACCCUUCCCAGGAAGUAAUAGCCAUAUUUAAAGAGCUCCCAAUUAAGAUACUUAAAUA